GGUCGCCGCCUGCACCGCCUAGGGAUAAGCAAGGAACUAGAAGCGAACCCCACAACAGAGCAAGCCUCCCGUCGAGUCUGGCUUCUGUCCCCGCCUCCGCAGGCCCCCAGCUCCUUCAGAAUGACGCUAGACGUCGGGCCAGAGGAUGAGCUACCCGACUGGGCUGCGGCCAAGGAGUUUUACCAAAAGUACGACCCUAAGGACGUCAUUGGCAGAGGAGUGAGCUCUGUGGUCCGCCGUUGCGUUCAUCGAGCUACUGGCCAAGAGUUUGCAGUGAAGAUCAUGGAGGUGACAGCUGAGCGGCUGAGUCCUGAGCAGCUGGAGGAGGUGCGAGAAGCCACGCGGCGAGAGACACACAUCCUUCGCCAGGUCGCCGGCCACCCCCACAUCAUCACUCUCAUCGAUUCCUACGAGUCUUCCAGCUUCAUGUUCCUGGUGUUUGACCUGAUGCGGAAGGGAGAGCUGUUUGACUACCUCACAGAGAAGGUGGCCCUCUCAGAGAAGGAAACCAGGUCCAUCAUGAGGUCUCUGCUGGAAGCAGUGAGCUUUCUCCACGCCAACCACAUUGUGCACCGAGACCUGAAGCCCGAGAAUAUUCUCCUAGAUGACAAUAUGCAGAUCCGAGUUUCAGAUUUUGGGUUCUCCUGCCACUUGGAACCUGGCGAGAAGCUUCGAGAGUUGUGUGGGACCCCAGGGUAUCUGGCACCAGAGAUCCUUAAGUGCUCCAUGGAUGAAACCCACCCAGGCUACGGCAAGGAGGUCGAUCUCUGGGCCUGUGGGGUGAUCUUGUUCACACUCCUGGCUGGCUCACCACCAUUUUGGCACCGACGCCAGAUCCUGAUGUUACGCAUGAUCACGGAGGGCCAGUACCAGUUCAGUUCACCCGAGUGGGAUGACCGUUCCGACACUGUGAAGGACCUGAUCUCAAGGCUGCUGCAGGUAGAUCCUGAGAAGCGCCUGACCGCGGAGCAAGCCCUCCAGCACCCAUUCUUUGAGCGCUGUCAAGGCAGCCAACCGUGGAACCUCAGCCCCCGCCAGCGGUUCCGGGUGGCAGUGUGGACAGUGCUGGCUGCUGGACGAGUGGCCUUAAGCAUGCACCGAGUACGGCCGCUGACCAAGAGUGCACUGUUGAGGGACCCUUAUGCACUGCGGCCAGUGCGCCGCCUCAUCGACAGCUGUGCCUUCCGGCUCUACGGACACUGGGUGAAGAAGGGCGAGCAGCAGAACCGGGCGGCCCUCUUCCAGCACCGGCCCCCUGGGCCUUUGCCCAUGAUGGGCCCUGAAGAGGAGGGGGACUCAGCUACUAUCGCUGAGGACGAGACCGUGCUGGUGCUGGGCUAGCACUUCAGCCCUGAGGAAUCCCAAGAAGCAGAACCCUCCAGGAGGAGGAUUUUUAUCAUUCCAGCCGCUCUGGGCUCUGACCUUGGGCCUCCAUGCCUGGCCAGGCCCAGCAUGGAUCACAGUAUCAUAGAGACCAGCCCUGUACACCGUCCCCGGCUGGCCAGGGCUUUGAGAUCAGAGCUGAGGUGGGAGAGAGCCACCCAGAGUGCCACACCUGGCCUUGUCAGUGCUGCCUGUGCCACGUCCGCAAUAAAAUCUGCUGCACACCA
Vicugna pacos (alpaca) is the source of this 1610-nucleotide messenger RNA. RefSeq names its product phosphorylase kinase catalytic subunit gamma 2 (gene PHKG2). Lineage: Eukaryota; Metazoa; Chordata; Mammalia; Artiodactyla; Camelidae. Gene Ontology annotation, cellular component: phosphorylase kinase complex. Gene Ontology annotation, biological process: protein phosphorylation; glycogen metabolic process. The record is from RefSeq and is a predicted model, not a curated record. Gene Ontology annotation, molecular function: ATP binding; phosphorylase kinase activity; calmodulin binding.